GUAGGCGCUCUCUCUUUCUUAAACCGGAGCAUUUACGCACGGCAGCCAGUCGUUACCGGGCAGCUCUCGGUGCUCCUCCGUCUACUACACUCUGUUGGCUGAGAUCUCCUCCUUAAAGAGAGGAGGAGAUUAAAGGAGAAGAGAGAGGAGAGAAGAAUGAUGAAAGAGGGGAGGAGAGAGGAUCAUUCCGGCUGCCUGCAUCUGCUGCUGCUCUAGUGGAGGAGAGAGAGAGAGAGGGAGAGGGAGAGAGAGAGAGAGAGAGGAGAUGGCACAACGCUUGAGCAUCCUAAACACACGGGAGCGGUGCGCCACCGAGACGACCGGAGCUCCGGACCCACCCGAACCCGAACCCGAAGCCGAAGCAGCAUCACCGCUCUGCCGUCACGCCGCUCCGCCGCACGGCAGCGCCUCAGCCUCGGAUAGAGGCAUUAAUCAUCACUCCCUCCGUCUCUGCAUGUGAUUCCUCCGGGAGGAUUAGAAGGAGAGUACCUCGACUGCAUUUCCCUCAAUGAAGACCUUUGUUCCCCAACGUCCGGCGCAGCUCCCUUCUCCACCUGCCAUGGUGACAUGACACACCCCUGAGUGGCUUUGCUCUUUUCUCAGAGACAAUCUCUUGGGCCUUUCAAACCCCCCAAACUUGUGCUACACACUCUCUAGGCUCCAGCAAACUCAAAAAAAGGGCAUCUCUUCCUCCUCCUUCCAACUUCGCGAUGACGGUGGCCGUGCGAUUCCGCCGCCACUUACGUCGGCUCCUGCUCCUGCUGGCCUCCUGCUGUAUCCUCUCCCUCCUCCUCUCUGCUUACUUCCUGUUUACGAACUCCUCGCCUUCCAUGCAGCUCGGACAAUCCCCCGAACCCGCCUGCUCCCAGCCGCUCUCCCCGUACCAUCAGCUCCCGUACCCGUACCCCCCUAACCCUCCUCACACACACGUCCACACCGACCCCGUGGUGCUGGUGCUUGUGGAGUCCCAGUACUCACAGCUAGGUCAGGACAUUGUGGCUAUAUUGGAGUCAGCACACUUCCAGUUUCGCAUGGAGAUCGCCUCGGGGAAGGGCGAUCUCCCGCCGCUGACAGAGAAAGGCCGCGGACGAUAUUCACUCAUCAUUUAUGAAAACCUAUUAAAGUAUGCACAUGCGGACACAUGGAACAGACAGCUGUUGCAUCAAUACUGCACUGAGUACAGAGUGGGCAUCAUAGGCUUCUACCGCUCGACAGAGAACUCGCCACCUCUCCUCAAACUGCGAGGCCUCCCGGUGGUGCUCAGGACCAACCAGGCGCUUUGGGACUGCUGUGUGGUGUCCAGCUCACCUCUCCUCCACAUAACCAAGCCCGGCACUGAUCGAGGGGCUUUACCUGGGGAGGACUGGACCUCCUUCUCUUCCAAUCACUCCACCUACCAGGCCGUGCUGCAUGCACGGUCCAAGGAGGGAGCAGGAGCAGGGAGUGGCGAUAAUCCAGGGCCUGGCUUUGGUUCAGGCCUCCAUGCCACCGUGGUGCAGGACAUGGGACUCUACGACGGGGUGAGGAGGGUGCUAUUUGGCCAGGGACUGGGCUACUGGCUCCACAGACUCAUCCUGGUGGACGCCAUCUCCUACCUCACAGACAGGAAGCUUACUCUGGGUCUGGACCGGCACAUACUGGUGGAUAUAGACGACAUUUUCGUGGGGAAGGAAGGGACACGCAUGAACGCCAAGGAUGUGAAGGCUCUCCUCGAGACACAGAAACAGCUGCGUUCUCAGAUCUCCAACUUUACCUUCAACCUGGGUUUCUCUGGGAAGUUCUACCACACAGGCACGGUGGAGGAGGACGAGGGAGACGAUUUACUGUUGAAGUAUGUGGAUGAGUUCUGGUGGUUCCCCCACAUGUGGAGCCACAUGCAGCCUCACCUCUUCCACAACGAGUCCUCGCUGCUGGAGCAGAUGGUCCUCAACAAGGAGUUCGCUCUGGAGCACAGCAUCCCGGUGGACAUGGGCUACGCCGUGGCUCCUCACCACUCAGGCGUCUACCCGGUUCACCUGCAGCUGUACAAGGCUUGGAGACGCGUGUGGAACAUCCAGGUCACCAGCACUGAAGAGUACCCCCACCUCAAACCCGCACGCUACCGCAAGGGCUUCAUCAACAACAACAUCAUGGUGCUGCCCCGCCAGACAUGUGGCUUGUUUACUCACACCAUCUACUAUAAGGAAUACCCUGGUGGACCGAAGGAACUGGACAAAAGCAUCCGCGGGGGAGAGCUGUUUCUCACUGUGCUUCUCAACCCAAUCAGUAUAUUCAUGACCCACCUGUCUAACUACGGCAAUGAUCGACUGGGUCUCUACACAUUCGUCCACCUGGCCUCCUUCCUUCGCUCGUGGACGAACCUGAGACUCCACACACUCCCACCGCUGCAGCUCGCACACAAGUACUUCCAGCUCUUUCCCGAACAAAGGAACCCGCUCUGGCAGAACCCGUGUGAUGACAAACGGCACAAAGACAUCUGGUCUAAAGAGAAAACCUGUGACAGGUUACCCAAGUUCAUGGUCAUAGGCCCACAGAAAACAGGAACGACAGCACUUUAUCUCUUCCUGCUCAUGCAUCCCUCCAUUUCCAGCAACUUUCCCAGUCCAAAGACUUACGAGGAGGUCCAGUUCUUCAACACCAAUAACUACCACAAAGGAAUUGACUGGUACAUGGAGUUUUUCCCCGUGCCCUCUAACGUUAGCACGGACUUCCUGUUUGAGAAGAGCGCUAACUACUUCCCCUCAGAGGAGUCCCCGCGGCGAGCUGCUGCCCUGCUGCCCAAGGCCAAGAUCAUCACCCUGCUCAUCAACCCAUCUGACAGGGCCUACAGCUGGUAUCAGCAUCAAAGAGCUCACGAGGACCACGCAGCCCUGCGGUUCACCUUCUAUGAUGUCAUCAGUGCAAGACCGGGAGCGCCGGCUGAGCUCCGCUCCCUGCAGAGCCGCUGUCUCAUCCCCGGUCUCUACUCCUCACACCUAGAGAGAUGGCUCACUCACUACCCUGCUAACCAGGUGAUGAUCAUAGACGGCCAUCAGCUGAGGACUGACCCUGCGUCAGUGAUGGAUGAAGUCCAGAAGUUCCUGGGAGUCACUCCUCACUUCAACUACUCCCAGGCCCUUACGUUUGACCCUCAGAAGGGUUUCUGGUGCCAGCUCCUUGAGGGAGGAAAGACGAAAUGUUUGGGGAAGAGCAAAGGGAGAAAGUACCCUCCGAUGGAGCCGGAGGCACAUGCAUAUCUCUCCAGGUACUACAGGGAACACAACGUGGAGCUGUCGAAGCUGCUGCAUCGCCUCGGACAGCCGCUUCCCUCCUGGCUAAGAGAGGAGCUGCAGAAGGUUAGAUAACCUUUGCAUCAAUGAGCCAGGGUUAAAGGUCAAGGGGUCAAAGACCAGGAAGUGACCAGGAGCAGCUGAUCCUUCAGAUGCACUGUCUGUGGCCUUUUAGUGAACCCUGAGGUGAAGGCGAGGACGGGGUGCCUUGUUUCAACCUAUAGGAGCUGUGACCGCUGCUGCAGAAGUCACGAGAGCGCAAAAGAAAACUUUGGCGGGCUGAAACUGAACUCUUGAAAAGGAUGAACGGAGGAAUGAGAGUUUCAGGUGACUGACAGCUCUGAAGAAAGUGGGACUAAAAGGAAGAGCCACAUUAUGCAGAUGAAGAUGACUAUAUGGGAGACGAGGAGCAUUUGACAAACCUCUGAUGCUCAAACCCUGUUGUGAACUGUGGUGAACUCUCGUGCAGACCUGCAGUGACUUUGAUGGUUAUUAUUACUUUUUGUUUUAUUUUCACCUUUAAUUUAUGACGCCAGAGCAGCGCUGGUCAGCUGUGCGUGGUUCCCAUAGAGAUGACUUUGCACUAAGUUCUGUUCCAUGUAUCUCCAAGACAAAAAAAAAAAAAACGCACCCUAUGUGGUUUUGUUUUACUAUUUUUUUAGGUUUUUUUUGUCACAGCGAGAAUGAAUACGCAGGGAGGAUAAGUGCAUAGACUCAGGGUGAGUGACGGGCUGUUACUUUCCAUGAUAGGUUCUCAUUGUUUUGUGAGUUAAUAUUUUUUAAAAGUGAAGCUAGUUUCUGGUAGAUCUGGUAGCCUUGUUCACCCUUAGAGAUGUCACUUGAGGCCUUCACUGGAAAAGUAUGGCCUGGAAAUGAGUCACUGAAGCAAGACGCAUUGCCCGCUCAUUAUUUUCUUGUGCCGAGCCAUGCAGAAGAACGCCGUGUCCAUUAAGCGGAGCAUGAGCGCUGAUGAUUUCACCGCUAAGGGGACACGAGUUUGCGGGGAAGAAAAACUGACCAAAAUGAGCCUAAUGGAUAUGACACUUAAUUCCAAGAGUCUUUAAGUAGCUACUGUAACCGCAGGCAGUUUCUGUUUUGUCAGUGUCUCAUUUAAGUCUCAACCUCCUUUUUUCUUUCCUUUUUAAAACCAGUGGCCUACGUCGUUGAGCUUCAAUUUGAAUGCAAAAAAAACCCUAAAUGUCAAACACAGAAACCAAAAUUAAAGAAAUGGAUAUUACUUGGAGCAUAAGAUGUUUUUUUUUUAACGACCAAUUAACACACAUGAACCAUAUUGUGCAAGGACACAUCUGCACACACACGUACACACACGUGUGAAGUCACAUAAUGUUUGUCCUAAAGGGUUGACAGUAGACUCUUUGUCCUCUAAGGUGAGUGAAAAUGACAUGGAGAUGACAGUUGACGUCAGUCACCAUUAACUAACCUAAAAUACAAUAUUAUUCACUGCAAACAAUGACGUUCUUUUACUAUCCCUGUUUUCAUCACCAUGUCAGACUGCAAAAUAUAGACGAUGCUGUUACACAAACAUUGACAUGACGAUGAAAAAUGAAAAAAGAAAGGAAGUCAACGUGGACAGAGAGCAAAAUAGCAGACAUUCGCACCGUUUGUCAUCAAUGUCAUUGAUGUCGUCACACGGCCCAAUUUAGACUGCAGUUAUUUACCCGUGUAGAAAGGGAAGAUAUCACAUGCUUUAUCUUGUGAGAGUCACACCGUGUCACUACUUGUCACACGUGCUGCAUUACCAUAACGCGUAUACACGCUUAUUCAGAGAAAGUAAUACAUAGAAUAUAUCUACCAACACAUUGUGGUAAUGUUAAAGGAUAGGUUUACAAUUUUUCAAGUCUGUCUUGAAUCCAUUCAGCUCAACAGGGACAUUUUGUUCAAUAAAGUCUGUAACUUUGGAAGAUAUCCACUUUACUUGACCAAGUGUCCACAUGGGCUUUUUUGGACGUGAGGAAUCGCCUCGCUUCCCAGGAUUGGACGCUAGAUGGGCUGCCACGAGGCACCUGAUUGGACGAACGCUUUCACUCGUGGGCUGUUGCAACAUGGCGGCUCAUUUGGAAACUUUUGUGAACCUAUCCUUCAAGGCACAUACAACAUGGUAAUCUCAUAUCAGUCAGUGUUAGAGGGUGUGGGUAAGUGUGUUGAUAUACUGCAGGGAGGGUUGCCAGGUGAGAUUGUAUUUGUCGAUCUUAUGUUGAGCUAUUUUUUUUUUUAUAUCUCUGAUCAUAAAAUGUAGAACUUUCGCAAUAAACCUUGAAUGUGA
This is a messenger RNA of Sebastes umbrosus (honeycomb rockfish), 5553 nucleotides long. RefSeq names its product N-deacetylase/N-sulfotransferase (heparan glucosaminyl) 3 (gene ndst3). Gene Ontology annotation, molecular function: deacetylase activity; heparan sulfate N-sulfotransferase activity. The record is from RefSeq and is a predicted model, not a curated record. The coding region runs from base 711 to 3344 and encodes 877 amino acids. The transcript is spliced from 15 exons. Lineage: Eukaryota; Metazoa; Chordata; Actinopteri; Perciformes; Sebastidae. Gene Ontology annotation, cellular component: Golgi apparatus.